AGCAGCCGCACCACAACAACAGCUCGAGGCUGGCCGACCGGAGGCGAGGGUGAGGGGAGGUUCCCGCGUUUGGAGGCAAUCCGAGAAAACAAAAAAAGAAGCGUUGCCGGCUGAGAGCAGGAAAACCCCAGCCAAUGGGUCAACGUUUUGGGUACUAUAAAAGUUGCCCCUGAUUCUGCCGGAGAGUCAACCUUGGUCUCAGCGUCCCAAGACAGUCGUACCGAAGUACCCUCGAGCUAACAUGGCACGCAAGCUGUUCGUUCUCGUCGCCCUUGUGGCCGUGGUUGCAUUGGCCUACGCUGAGGAAGAGAAGAAGGAAGAGAAGAAGGACGACGUCGAAGGCCGCAUUGGCUUCGGCGGUGGCUAUGGCCAACAGUCCGGCGGCAACCAAUACGGCUUCAACCGCGGACAAUCGGGCUUCAACCAGGGCAGCGGAGGCUUUGACAGCGCCAACCGCUACAACAACGUGCAGGGCUUCAGGAACCGCGACGGCUACCGUACCAACCAGGGCUACGACCGUAACUCCUUCAACCGCUACGGAACUGGUGGUGCAGGCUUCAACACUGGCUUCAACCGUGGUGCUGGCGGCGCCUUCAACCAGUACGGGUCUCAGGGAGGAGGCUACCUCGGAUGAGCGACGAGAAGUACCUAACAAGGAACAACAAGAACUGCCAAAAAGAAAGAUUUCUUCCGUUACUUGACCCCAGGGACCUGCCUUCAGUAGUCUUAACAUGGAAACCAGCAUUCAAGCGAAGCGAAAUCAUUCUCGCCUCUAAGAGAAGCACUGCUCACUGUAAAUACAGCUGAGUCGAGUGAAAAUAAAGAUUGUUAAUUUAUUUUUUACGCA
This is a messenger RNA of Rhipicephalus sanguineus (brown dog tick), 847 nucleotides long. RefSeq lists its product as uncharacterized. The transcript is spliced from 3 exons. Lineage: Eukaryota; Metazoa; Arthropoda; Arachnida; Ixodida; Ixodidae. The coding region runs from base 242 to 634 and encodes 130 amino acids. The record is from RefSeq and is a predicted model, not a curated record.